AUGGGCACCACCUCGCCCGCCACCGUCGGCCCCGCGCGGCACUCGGCCGCCUCCGCCGCCUCGUUCCGCUCAGACGACCUGCUAGCCAUCAAGACAGCAAAGCUCGCGCGUCUCGCCCCGCCGCCGCUCUCGCUCUCCGCGCUGUCGACGCACGCGGCCUUCGACGAAAGCGACCUGCGCCCGCCGAGCCUGGUAUCCGACCGCACGUCGACCGUGUCAUCCACCGCCUCGCCGCGCCUCAGCCUCGCCCUGCCGUCGCCCUUUCCGCUACUGCCGCUCUUCCCGCCCAAGUUCCAGCCGUACGCGCACGACGUGUUCGGCGACGACAGCGAGAGCGUGUUCGAGCAGCGGACGUACGCCGCGCCGAGCCCGGUGCUGCUGCGCUCGGGGUUCGCCGGUGCCCGCGCCGUCUCGAGCUCGACGGCCACCGCCGGCGCCGAGGGGGAGGAAAGGAGAAGAGAGACGUCGACGACGCGGAGGAAGCACCACUCCGUCGUGCCCGUCAAAGGCGUAACUACGCCCCACGGCACGCCGCGCACCGAGAGAUUUCCAGACCUACACCGCCCGCUGCCGCCCCUGCCGCCCGGGUUGGCGGCCGAGAGACCGACCAGACCGAAGAGCAAGAGCAAGAGCAAGGACAAGGCGCGCGUCCACCGCUCCACCACGAGCACCAGGCCGGCACCACUCGACCCCGCGCCGGCGCCACCAAUGCCCCCUACCCCCGUGACGCCGUACGCGGGCGUCGCGCACUCCCCUGCGCCCGUUGAGCGUGACCGCGAGCACGAGCCCCCGCCACCCGCCCGUGGCUCGCGCGCGUCCACCGCGUCUGUCGGCGCGCAAGAUUCCGCAGACUUCGGCGGCGUUGGCGCCUUGUUUGUGGUCGGGCUGAGGAUUGAGAGAGACGAGAGCUAG
Messenger RNA from Vanrija pseudolonga, 912 nucleotides. RefSeq lists its product as uncharacterized. The coding region runs from base 1 to 912 and encodes 303 amino acids. The transcript has 2 exons. The record is from RefSeq and is a predicted model, not a curated record. Lineage: Eukaryota; Fungi; Basidiomycota; Tremellomycetes; Trichosporonales; Trichosporonaceae.